AUGCUGCAGCCCCGGAUAGCUCGCCUCCAGCCCUCCCGCCUGGGCAAGUCGCUGCUCUCUGCCCGCCGCAGCUAUGCACAAGCCCAAGCCCAAGCCCAAGCCCAAGCGCACACAAUUGACCAGAAGCCUCCGCCAACACUGCAACCACAAGUCGCUGCUGAUGGCGGUGUGGCCAGAGCAGAGGGCUCGCGGAGAGAGCGAUUCAUCCCACUACGCACAUACAAGCCCCGCACCCCCGGCCUGCGACAUCUCAAGCGUCCUGUCAACGACCAUUUGUGGAAGGGACGACCGUACCUCAAGCUUACCAUGGAGCGCAAGGGACAGCAUCUCGGCGGGCGGAACAACACCGGCCGCGUGACGGUCAGGCACAGAGGCGGCGGCCACAAGAGGCGCAUACGCAUCAUCGACUACAAGCGCUACCUGCCCGGCAAGCAUGUCGUCGAGAGGAUCGAGUAUGACCCGAACCGCAGCUCUCACUUGGCCCUCCUCACCCGUGUAGAGACGGGAGAAAAGUCGUACAUUGUCGCGGCCGAUGGUAUGCGUGCUGGAGAUGUGGUCGAGAGCUACAGAACGGGUAUUCCCAAGGAGCUGCUCGCCAGCAUGGGGGGAGGUAUUGAUCCCGGUAUGCUGGCUGCAAAGACGGCUGCGCGAGGCAACUGCCUUCCUAUUCACAUGGUACCGCUUGGCUCGCAAGUAUACAAUGUCGGCUCCAAGUCAAAGGGGGGAGGCGUCUUCUGCCGCAGCGCAGGUACCUACGCCAUCAUCGUGAACAAGGAGGAGGUAGAAACGACCAAGGGCACAGAGAUCAGGCACGUCAUCGUCCGUCUGCAGAGUGGAGAGAUUCGCAAAGUCAGUGGAGACGCCUGUUGCACAAUUGGUGUCGCCAGCAACCCUCAAUCCCAUUUUACUUCGCUUGGAAAGGCUGGACGGUCGAGGUGGCUAGGAAAGCGACCAGAGGUUCGUGGUCUCGCCAUGAACGCCGCUGACCAUCCCCACGGUGGUGGUCGAGGUAAAUCAAAGGGGAACGUGCACCCUGUCAGUCCCUGGGGUACUCCAGCCAAAGGAGGCUACAAGACGAGAUACAAGAGGAAUAAGCACACAUUCCUUGUUCAAGACAGGCCGCGCAACCAAGGAAAGCGCAGACCCAAAUAA
Messenger RNA from Plenodomus lingam JN3, 1152 nucleotides. Its product is annotated as mitochondrial 54S ribosomal protein uL2m. The record is from RefSeq and is a predicted model, not a curated record. Gene Ontology annotation, molecular function: structural constituent of ribosome; RNA binding; transferase activity. Lineage: Eukaryota; Fungi; Ascomycota; Dothideomycetes; Pleosporales; Leptosphaeriaceae. Gene Ontology annotation, biological process: mitochondrial translation. Gene Ontology annotation, cellular component: ribosome; mitochondrial large ribosomal subunit.